Porites evermanni is the source of this 12968-nucleotide messenger RNA. NCBI's taxonomy places the organism in Eukaryota, Metazoa, Cnidaria, Anthozoa, Scleractinia, Poritidae. The record is from the annotation of a GenBank genome assembly.
AUGAACCUCGCCCACGUCUGAUAAAGGAGUAAGCAAACCUGAAAUUUGCAGAAAACCAACUGCAAAAAAUUGUCAUUACCCUUAUAGACGCGUCAAAACCAGCACAAACUGGAAGGGCACAUUUGACAUAUUGGAAAUUGUAGGCUAGGGAGUGAGCCAUAGACAAAAUGAGGUGUGAAUAUGUCACUCGAAUAACUUCAAUAGUGUUAAUUAUCAUCUGUCUGGUGAAUGAAAUGGUUUCCGAGCCAAGAUUUAGUUGGGCUGCUAGACGUCGUCGUCGAAGGUAUUGUAAGCCAGUGGACUGCAUCCCUGGAGACUGGAGCCCAUGGAGUGACUGUUCUCACACUUGUGGCCCUAACGGUCAUUCCACUACAAGAAGAAAGAUCAUCAAACCUGCUCAAUGUGGAGGCAAAUGCCUAGUGACCACUGUCGGUGCUAGGGCGUGCAAUCGCUUUUGCUUGAAUGGUGGAACGCUUAUACGUUCGUCGUGUCACUGCAAGAAUGGCUACAAGGGAGAAUGCUGCGGUGAAAUGGGUGAGUUAAAAAAGUUUAAAAACCUGUUUCGUGAACAGGUUUUUGAACAGUCAGUCGCUGCAUAGCGUAGCUCGUUUGCAUUAUAUUUGCAUCGUCACAAAACUGUAAUCAGUGGCCUGAGAAGACUAAGAAUAGAAAAAUCCUGUAUAUUGCAAUAAAUAACGCUGCUGAAUAUUUCAGCUUUUUUUAGGAUUGUCUGAAAGGUAUGGACUCCAAAGUCAACUCGGCAUCGCAAUGUACGAUAAAAACAAAUGGAUGAAAAAGCACUAGGUUGUAGCUUGGGAGGGGGCAGUUGCCAUGAAGAUAUGAAUUCUUACAUGAAAACUUGACUAACUUUGUUUAUUUAGGUAUAGCCGGACAACUAAUCAUAAUAUGAUCUCUUGGUUGUCUCUCUUGAUUGUCAAAUAAUGUUAGGGAAUGAAUAUGGGGAAAAUAUACUGAGGUUCACUGAUAAUAACAAGUGAGAAGAAAGCAAAACUUUGAUCGCAUCAUGAGUAUGCUAUGCGUGCUGGAAUUUUCACCUUUAACGGCGUUUUAGGUCCCCACUUUUUUCAAAGGUAACUUAAACGCUUCGCUGUAAACCAGAAAGAUCUGCUUUAGCCCUGAAAAUGGAGUCGUAUAGGUGAGUAAAAUACAGUCCUAUUUUUGGGUCAGAGCCACUGAAUACAGUCUUAUUAGCUAAGGCUGAUAUGGAACCAAUGGCUGACUGAAAUGAGUCCCAGCGUGGGCUGAAAUGAGCUCAGUUUUGAUAGGGCUGUUUUUGGCUUACGUUGUGCUUAAAUGGCUCCAGGAGAGGUAAAUAGGUCUUUAGCCUAACCAAAGAAAGUUCAUGAAUAACUUCGCAAAGAACAGGAACUGUUUACAACAAUAACACUGUUAUUUACUGUAGAAAGCGGAACAUGGACCAGUUGGGGAGCAUGGUGCGCUUGUUCCAAGACCUGCGGCAGAGGGACACAAUACCGUAAGCGCUCCUGCACCAAGCCCGGUGGUUACGGUUGUCUGGGGAACUCUGAAGAAUACAGAUCAUGUAUGAUGAAAUCAUGCAACUUAGGUAAGAGUUUGAUUUCAGUGUUUAACUGGUAAUUUCAUCGCUCUUUAAUCUCAAGAAUGUAAUGAACGAGGCUACUGCAAGUGCCAGAGGCUUUCUCUCAUCUUUCGAAGCAGCCAAUCAUUUACAAAAGAGUCCAUUUUCUUUCCCUAACAAAUUUGAAAUUUGCAUGUGCUGUCGAAGAGGCCAAAGGGCUAAUCAUGAUUCUCCGGCCACCAACGAGAAAGUUAGUAGAUGGGAAAAUAGCCGUAGUGAAACGGUUUUAUAAGAUUUCGGAAUCUCUGUGGCCCAGCAUUCUUUCCGCAAGCCCAUACCAGGUUCAAUCAGGGGAUCGUGCAACCAAGUCGUAGAUUGUGCCGGGAGGCUUUAAACGCUUCGUUCUCGCAAGAAGGGAGGGUAGGUGGGCUGGCAAUCGUUUUAUGCCCCGGACUAGAGCGGAGUAGAGAGCACCUUUUAUCAAGAGAGAAUGAGGUGUAAUUCUCUUUUCCCUUUUGUACAACUAUUUGCAUUAUCACAUUAUCCACUGCGAAAACGUCCGUAAAAUUUGGCGAUUUGUCAAGAAAUUGCUAAGCUACAUCUUCGCUCGUUUUUAAUAAAACGUAUCACUUUCAAACUUGGCAAGUUUACUUAGUUUUAGGUUUUUAUUCCGGGUCGUCAGUGUAUUUUUGCUAACGGGUCCGAGACCAAAGUUGGCGGGAAAAAUCGUGCAGGAGCCUAUUCAAAUAGCUGGCCUGCGAAGAUAUAAUAUUCUUUACCAAAAACUUUCAAAACUGCAGCAACAACUCAGCUGACAUUGCAUAGCUGUUAGUAUCCCUGUUCACGUGACUCUUCCCCUCUGAUCACAUCACCAGAUGGAGGCUGGUCAGCCUGGUCACCCUGGGGACAAUGCACAGGUUCGUGUGGCUCGGGACUACAGACCCGUAAGAGAUCCUGUACAAACCCGCCUCCAGGCUACGGCGGGAAAAAAUGUUCAGGACCCGCAGAGCAGCAUAAAAACUGUUUUUUGCAACGGUGUCCAGGUGAUGUAUCAAUUAUUACCUGUUAGCUUCUGACAUAAGAAAGAUUAAAAUAUUCAAUACUGUAGUAGAAAGACUUUUCCCGCAGGCCAUGACGUGCACUGAUAUCAUUGUUCACAAAUUAAAUGUCCUGCCAUGACGCUUUCGAUGGUGGUCAGUUUAGGUUUUUGUAAAUUAAAGUAAACUAAAGUAAAAAAUGCACUUUCUUUGAGUUAUAAUGUUUUUAGCACAAACGUUUUAAAUAAUUACGAACAAUCGGUUAUAAGUUUUUCUACUUGAGACAGGACCGCCAUUUUACGUGGUCAUCCGAGCCACGCAAAGAUCUAGCCGUUUUCAUGAGGGCAAAGGCAAUACCUUAAUUAAUUUCUCAGUUAUUUUAAGACCCUGAGUAAGAGUCCGGCUCCGGGAUCGAGCCCAGGCCCUCCCGUUCUGCAGUCAAGCGCUCUACCAACUGAGCUAUAUAGUCCAGCCGCGAUUAAUAGAGUGUACCUUGGACUUGAUUGAUUAACGUGUGCACGCCUCAAACCGGUUUUUGAGUGUGUCGUUAUCGGGGUGUAGAACACAGAGGCAAAUCUUUCCUUUUUGCGUUAGUGAAUGGCGGAUGGUCAAGCUGGAGUUCCUGGGCUUCCUGUUCCAAGAGUUGUGGGUACGGAUAUCAAUACAAAAGAAGAUACUGCAACAAUCCAUCCCCGGGGUAUGGAGGAAAGCCCUGUGUUGGACCCAGCACAAAAACACGAGGAUGUUCUGUAAAACGCCAAUGCCCAGGUUUGGUGAAUUUAAUUUUACAACAUUCUACAUAAGAAGUGUGUCAACUCUUAUUUGAGUUCAAACUCAUUGAAAGAGCGAUUUUUCUUAACUUGACUUAAAAUGAUUAUGCAGGAACAAAUUGAAUUAAAGCAACAAACGAACAAAUGUAAGAAUGAUAUUGGUUUCACGCAGAGGAAUGUGUUUGGCGUCAGUACGUGGGGGCAUCAAAGUUUAGAAAUGCGGGAGCGUGAAUGGCUUUUAGCGUAUCGAUCAUCAGCUGUGAGAAAGUUAAGUGUAUACAAUAAGUGUGAACUACGACAACGUGAAAAACGAGAAGGCGAAGUGCUAGGACAUCAUAUGUAAUCAAUAAUGACUGGAUCCAAUGGAGCGUUCUUAGUGAUAGAUAGCUAAAAGUGAAAAGAGUAACAUGGAGAGUGAUUGUUCUGUUCAAUUAUAGUUACUGCAUUUUAUUUAUUUUUCAACCUCGGAUAAGGCAUCUCUAGCCUCAUCAUGAUCAUUGGCUCACUGUAUAUCGAUUUUCAUCCAUUAUUCCUAAGUAUGACCUUAAAUGGAAAAGGGGUGCGACAACAACAACGACGAUGUUGGAACACCCAACAGCUUGAAAUCCUACGGAAUUACAGAUGACGUUUUGUAAGAUCAAAUGAAAUUGGGUAAAGUUUAGUUAAUUUAAUUUCCAUUUUCCCUGUUGGAUACAAGAUUGGGGGCUUAUGCAACGCAGGCUCAUGGAAUAACUGUUCAAAAUAUUUCGCACUUAUUUAGUGGAUGGUGGAUGGUCAGGUUGGCAUUCUUGGAGCAAAUGCUCGAGGACUUGCGGACAAGGGCACCAGUUCAGCCACAGAUACUGCAACAAUCCAACUCCGAAAUAUGGAGGCAAGCACUGUGUUGGAUCAAACAAGAAGACACGAUCGUGUUCCAUUAAAUCGUGUGCAGGUAUUGAGUCUCUUCGAAUUCACCCAGCUAUACAGAAUCCCUUAGCCUGUUCAGAGACCCUAUAUUUUCUCUUCAGAGAUGGUCAAGUGCGCGGAUGAAAAUAAAACCUUGGGGGAUUUCUUGACGACUAGGGCCAAAAACAUCUGUGGACAGGCUAAGAACACACUAAGAAUCCUGCGGUUGCGAAGCGCUUUGUCACUGAAGGACCUGAAAGAAAACUUCAUUUGUUGUUGAUAAUUUUUUUUCUUUUAAAGACAACGUGUUCCAACUGUUUUUUUUUUCAACAGUCAGUUGUCAACUCUGCUUGCAACUGAGUAGGACUAAGAGAGUGUUUUUUCUUUUCGAUUUCAGAAAAAAAAAACAACUUGUCGUAAGAACAGCUUUCUUAAAGUAAUAUGUAAUGCAAUGUCGCGGAUGAAAUAACAACCGUUUUUGUGCUCUUUAUACUAUAUAAUGAAAGUACUGCAGUUCAAAAGAUGACUCGCUGUACUUGUCUUACUCCAACCUGUUCACAGACUAUGAUUUGUGGGGUAAAAUUAUGUACCAGUUAAUGUAAACCGCCACACCCUCCCGGUGAGACUUAGCAGGGCAUCAAACUACCGCUCACUGCUAAAGUUGGAAAAUCCCCAAAAUUCAAGGUUAACUGAUUCUUCUAAUUGGAGCUAAUGACCCCGCUUAGAGCCAGAAGCUGUUAUCUGGCGCUCUUGCUUCAAUGCGCGGAUUCUUGAGUAAGUCCACCUUGGCGGAAAAUACCUCGCCUAUCUUGGCUGCCAUGAUUUGAUCAGUCUCCUUGACCUACGACCCUUUCGCAAAAAACUCCCUGCAAAUUCCCCACUAUGUCCGAGCCGGGAGCGGGGGUGGAAGGGUGGGGCUGCGAGAGUUUAUAUUGACUAGUGUUGUGACUAGUGCAUCCUUGCUUGGAUCACAUGCAAUAAGUAUUGAAUGAAGCAUGUUGUGUAACUUAUGUAUUUCGUUACAGUGAAUGGUGGCUGGAGUUCAUGGGGUAACUGGUGCGCAUGCUCUAAAACGUGUGGUACUGGAUCACAGUACCGCACACGAUCCUGUACUAAGCCCCCUCCAUCAUAUGGAGGAAAACCAUGCGAGGGACAAGCUAAACAGACAAGAGCCUGUAACCAGAAGCUUUGUCCUGGUAUGUGUUAUGGUUUGUAACCUUCGAAACAACAACACUGGAGUUAAAACUUAUUUUCAGCUUUCAUUUGGAACGCUAAAGAGAAUCGUUGAGAUAUUUGUGUUGAUUAACCAAUAUUCGUUUAGCGUAGGAAUCACCCUCUGAAAGAAAAUUUGGAUAAAAAGAAAGCAUUUAUUAUCCAAAUAAAGCAGUAGAAACUCGCCCCACAGUGCUCAAGUUACUGGAAAUUUUCAUUUUCUUCAGUUUCCUUUUCCCCCAACCUCGUCUUCAGGGCUUUUCCCAUUUUCUAAGGAAAAGUCCUUGGGGACAAGGUUAACUUCCCCCUAAAUUUCCGCCUUCAUUUUAUUCUCUUAACAUCAAAUCUGUCAUAUGUUUUUUGUUGUUGUUCUUAGUACAUGGUGGUUGGUCUAGCUGGACUCAGUGGGGUGCAUGCUCUAAAACAUGUGGAAAUGGAAAGCAGUACAGCAGACGGUACUGUAAUAAUCCCGUGCCAAAAUAUGGAGGCAAGAGAUGCUAUGGGGCAGCUGUAAAGACUAGGGAGUGUAAAGUCAGACCUUGUCCAGGUAACUGGGUUAAUUCUCAAAAACAUUAACUCUGGACUUUUGACUUUCAAAAUGGUCAAUAGUCAGUGUUAGCAGACUGUUUGAACAGACCAAUUAUUUUGAAAAAACAAGUGCACAUGUACGGAUUCAUCGAUUCGAUUGUCAUGUUAACCCAACUGUUUUAUCGUGUUGUUUUGUAUUGUAGUUUCGAAAUGUUUCGGACGGGUGGAAUCACCAAAUGUAAUACAAAAGAUUGGAAAGACGCUGAAUAAUAUCUACACCACAGAACAAAGUGAACCAACAAUAUUGUCGCAGCUCCACGUCACGAAACACCUCUCAAUGUCCAAUAAUUUUCUUUCAGUAAACGGCCGCUGGUCAAAAUGGGCAGCUUGGUCCAAGUGCUCUAGGACUUGUGGGCAGGGAAAACAAACCCGAAACCGAACCUGUACCAAUCCCCCGCCAAAAUAUGGAGGCACGUGCGUGGGUCCGGCUACUCAAACGAAGUCCUGUCUCGUAAAGAAAUGCCCUGGUUUGUGGAACCUCAAGUGCUUUCUCAAUUUUUCAUUAUUUAUUAAAAUCUGUUAGAAACUACAAAACUUUGAGGAAGUCAACCUGUUACUUAUUGCCGCAGCAGUGGGUUGUUUAGGCCAUUGUUCUUUUCACAGAUCCACUGGUUGGGUAGCCUUUGCCAGGCUCUCAGUCAGUAGAGACGAGCGAAAAAAGCGGGCGAACAAUGAAAAAGUGGGGGCGAGCGAAAACCGGCAGGGGGAGAGAAGGGGAGAGUCUGGAACAGGCUACGGGUUGUGUCAAGGGGGAACUGUAUAGUAAGUUCUAUGCGCACUUUGGAGAACAAAAAAAACAAAUAAAGUUCUGAUUAAAUAGCUGCAGUUACUGUAGCAGUUUGUCUUUUAUCAACUGAAGGUCCAUUUUCACCGACGCCUGUUUUGUUUGGUCUUGUUUGUCUCGAACUAAUGUUUCACGUAGUUUAUGGUCUCGUUAAUUUGCAGUCAACGGUGGCUGGGGUACUUGGAGUAAAUGGCAUGCAUGCUCUAAAACGUGUGGCAACGGUACACAGUACCGCAGUCGCUUCUGCAAUAAACCAAGUCCAGCACAUGGAGGAAAGCAAUGUUCAGGGCCAAACAAAGAGACACGAAAAUGUAACACCAAGAUCUGUCCAGGUAGGCUCACUUUUCGCUUUUAUAAAUUUAUCUUACAGAGAAUAAGGACAUGAAAACUCUUCGGUGGCCUUCUUUUUCAUUCCUACAAUAUUCACCAAUCAUUACUGUCACACUCAGAAAAGCGUGAACACCUGAAAAAUUUUAGGAAUGUUGAUUGUGUACUGGCUAAUCACAAUAAAGUUCAGGAUACGCAAGCGAACCUCAAACCACAAAUUAAUUACCGUUGCUGUUUGUGGUUUAGUUAUCUCGCGCCUUAUUGGCUUAUUUCUCGCAACACAAUAACAUUCCAUAAAUAUUUCUGGUGUUCACGGUUUUGUGAGUUUCACAGUAAAUACAAAGAAAAAAUCUUGAAAACAUAAAAGGCGCAAUCGAAAUGGGCGAGAGGAGCUAAAAGGAGCAAAUCAGAGCAGAGGGAACAGGAAGAAGAGAGACCCUGGGAACGAGUGGAUUCGUUUCAGUAUCUUCUUUUUAAAUUACUUAACACGAUUACGUGCGUUGUAUCCUUAACUUCUGCGAGGCAAUGUCUCGUUCGAUAACCCACUCGGAGAAUCGACCUACGCCCUACAAUUUAGGCACUUAUUCACUCUAUAUUGAGAAAUAAACCGCAAAGUUAUUAUCAGUGCAUUCUAGGACAUUUUUACUGGAAUGAAGCUUGCAGUUGAAAAGACUCGGCCGGUGAAAAAAAUGCGACAUUUCAGUUUUUAUAGAAGCAAACAUAAAGGAAGAUAGAUAAUUUUGAAAUCCGGGGAGUCUAGCUUCAUACACUCACUUGACUCUCCAAGUGUUUCUCCCGAUCAGUUUUCGCUAAAAAUAUUUUAUCGCAACCGUUUUGCACUUACUCUUUUAUGGGGAAUCUUCUUAGUCAACGGUCGCUGGUCAUUAUGGGCAACAUGGUCCGCGUGUUCUAAGACGUGUGGGACUGGAACCAAGACUCGGAAGCGAUCGUGCACCAAUCCCCCGCCUCAGAACGGAGGAAAGGGAUGCAAAGGAAUUGAUAAACAAACAAAGUCCUGUUUGCUGAAGACAUGUCCUAGUAAGUUCAACUCAAGUUUAAAAAUAAGAUUACUCUUUUACUUAAUAACAUCACAAUUACGUUAUUAAUAACAUCCUCUUUGUCGCCCGUUAUUACUGACUGCAUUCACUUGUUCAGUUGUUUUCACUGCGUGGCACUGAACUAACGAUAACAAAACACUUUCUAAAAAGAAAACUGCUUUGUGUGUUUUUCUAACAAUUGAGCGUUACGAAUGAUUAAUUUUUUAGCGGACGGUGGUUGGAGCGCAUGGGGAAAAUGGUGCGCAUGCUCUAAGACGUGUGGCACUGGAACACAGCACCGCAGUCGGACCUGCACGAAUCCAAGGCCUGUGUAUGGAGGGAGACAGUGCCUUGGAGAAAACACGGAGACCAGGAACUGUAACACAAAUUCUUGCCCAGGUGCGCAUGCUCUUUAACCAAAAAACGCUCACAGUACUACUGCCAUGCAAUAUCAUUGGCUAAAAUAAAGGAAAAUGAUUUCUGUUCUUGUAACUUUUUAGUAAUCAGCGGCUGUCGAAAUUCCAGCCAUGGCUUAAAACCGCUCAUAUAUUGACCAAUAACUGAAAACAGCAUUAAGAAAUAUUGCCGUCCCUAUCAAUCUCUCACCCCCCCCCCCCCCCACACCCCAAGGGCCCGCUACCUCUCACAAAACCCUCAUUUUUUCUUCAAAAAAACAAUAACAAAUAUCAUAUAUAGUAAGCUCUCCCCUCCACUAGCCCCCUCUUCUUCUCACCUUCUUCCUCUGUUUUUUUAACCCCCCCCCCCCCCCCCCCCCCCCCCAAAGCGAAGGGUCGCCUUACACUAAAGCUAGCUUUAUUUUUCAUGAAAAGCAAGUAAAAUCUGAUAUAGCUGAACUUACCACUUCCUGCAGGCCGGCUCUUUCUUGACACUUGGGCUUCCUGUUUUUCUGAUCCUUCUUAGGUUAUGGCGGCUGGGGUUCCUGGGGAACAUGGUCAGCAUGUUCAAAAACCUGUGGAACUGGAUCUCAAAGCCGGAAAAGAACUUGUUUUGGUUACAACUCUGGAUAUGACAAAUGUCCUGGAACACAUGAGGAGACGCGUGACUGUAACACUCAAAUGUGCCCCGGUAAGUCACGUUUUAGUUAUCUUGAACAGGGAAACAGUCAUUAAAGGAAAGAUGAACAAAGCAAAAGUAAAAUAAAAUAAAUAAAACGGAGAGAUUUUCAGCAUGAACAAGCAAACGAUCUAAUGAAUGAAGUAACGCACUAUAAACAACAAGCUGCUGCUCCAUGGCGAUCUGAUUAAACACGUGACUGUUUUAUUUUAAACCCUUUUCAGUCAACGGCCGCUGGUCAUUAUGGGCAACAUGGUCCGCGUGUUCUAAGACGUGUGGGACUGGAACCAAGACUCGAAAGCGAUCGUGCACCAAUCCCCCGCCUCAGAACGGAGGAAAGAGCUGCAAAGGGAUUGAUAAACAGACAAAGUCCUGUUUGCUGAAGGCAUGUUCCAGUAAGUUCACCCGCCACCCCCCUCAACUCUAAGUGCCGACAAUACAUUUUUUGUAUACACGCAUAAUCAUAAUAUUACAUUGCAUUCCUAGGGUAGCGAAAUGAACUGUAAUUUGUACUAAAACUGAACUACACUGAUUAGAUGGGGAUAUGUAUCACGUGCGUUUAAUCAUAAUUAUUUUAAUGGGAAAGGCGAAUUAUAAACUUUAAUUGGCCUUACGUAGCUAGUCAGACCAACCUCGUCCCCAGGGCUUUUCCCUUAAAAAAUGAGUGGGGCGGGGGAAGAGGUUGUAGUCAGAAGCAAUGGGACAAGUCAGGCAAGGACAUGGACAACGAUGUGCGCUCUUUGUUCAAGUCUUGUCCGAGAGCGUUUCUUGCGUCCCAGCAUGGCGUUUUUGUACCACGUGACUCAAUGGCUGCAAAGGGCCUAUCGUUAUUAUUAGCAAGUAUUUUCAAGUACGAAAAUAGAGAUCAAGAGGCGGAGCGGGAGGAGACGUCACUUUAAUGGAGCUGAAUCACGGAUUUCAUCCAAAUUCUAAAAGUAGAAACUGUCACCAAAUUGAGUGAAACAAAAAUAAUCGCUAAAAACAUUACAACAAGGUAUUAACUAGUAAAAUUAAAACGGGUUAAAAUCUUUUUGGGGAUUAUGAAACCUUGUUAGCCUUUUAAUAGUUCAUUUUUGUUGUUUGUAACGUUUGAUAUGUCGCUUGGGAAGUAUAAUUGUUGGUCAAGAUGCUGUGAUUUUAUCGUUAGAGAAAUUUUUUAGCGCAUAAGAAAGAGAGUUGUAGUCUGCGAGCAAGCUCUCCGGGGCGCUCUGCCUGCGGGGCGGGAAAAGGAGGGAGAGCCUGCAUCUACGUCUCUGGAAUUUGAAUAUCUGCAUCGAAAAAGUCGAUGCGAAAUGCUGAUUGGCGUUGACGACAUUAGUAAUGAAGUCAUUACCCUGGGACGUGUUUUUCAAUGUUUAUUUACAUUCGCACUCGUUUCCGCUUCGCCCUGAUUGGCGGAUUCUGACAGUUAAGUCGACGGGGAGCCACAGGGGAAUUGGAGGUGGAAUUUAAAUUCCAGGGACGCAGUUGCAAGCUCUCCUUCCUCUUCCCGCCCUGCCGCCAUAGUGAACUAGACGGCCGUGACACAGCACUUUUGAGGAUAAAACUAAUCCAUAUGCAUUAUAUUACAGUGCUUUGGUAAAUCACGUUUUUUUAGUUGUAUUAAACAUGGUAACGGUCAUAAAAAUGAAUAAAUAAAUAAAACAAGGAUUUACAAAACAAAGAAAAACUGCGGAAAGAUUUUGAGUAUGAACGAGCAAGCGAUCUAGUGAACGAAGUAAACGCUGGAUAAAUGUAAAGCUGCUCCGAUGAUCAAUUGCUCCGAUGAUGAUCUGACUAAACACGUGACUGUUUUCUUGCGAACCCUUUUCAGUCAACGGCCGCUGGUCAUUAUGGGCAACAUGGUCCGCGUGUUCUAAGACGUGUGGGACUGGAACCAAGACUCGAAAGCGAUCGUGUACCAAUCCCCCGCCUCAGAACGGAGGAAAGAGCUGCAAAGGAAUUCAUAACCAAACGAAGUCCUGUUUGCUGAAGGCAUGUCCCAGUAAGUUCCUCUCACACCCUCAACUCUGCACGCCUAGAGUAAACCUUUUGCAUACACACACAAUUACACAACCAGAUUCCUAAGAGAAAAAGUUACCUGUUGUUCGUACUAGUGACUCUAAUUAGAGGCGGAAAUACAUCCACCUGCGUUUUAUCAUAUUUGAAUGGAAAAGGCGCAUUAUAAAUUUUUGUGAGGUUCAUGUUUGUCUUGUCCCAGAGCGUUUCUUGCAUCCCAGCCGAGCGCUUAUGUACCACGUGACUGACCAGCCGCAAAGGGACUAUUGCUGUUAGAGCGAAUUUCGUAUGACCUUGAAAUAUGGUUUCGGUAAGUGUUCGUUAUUUGUUUUAUCAGCCAAUGGAUGAAAAGAUCAAAACAUGCAUGGCCUCUUCAUUUUCCUGCCAAAGAAACUCCUAAUAUGGAGAAGGCGUUGUUCGAUUGGCCAAUCGUGUUGCAGUAUGACGUCAAAGCAAAGUAUCGAUUGAUUUCUAGAAAGUUGUCGGACAUGAAGUUUUUUUACCCGACCGUUUGCUUAACCAGCCAAAAGACACGCGCGUUUGUGUCCGCUCGAUGAACCAAUCAUAUCGCUCUAUUUCCGUUCGUUACUUGUUUCGGUUUUGUUCGCCCGUUUUCAUUCCAAGGUCAAACGAAAAUCGCUCUAUCAGUCAGCAUAGAAAAGUUUAGGAGUGGAGACCCAGGAGCGGGGAGAAGAGGUCCCUUUAAGAACAAAAAUAAUCCUUGAAUUUGAUUAAAUUUUUUUGAAGUUGUUGUUAACGGCGGAUGGGGAAACUGGAGCGACUGGAGCGCAUGUAGUGCAUCAUGUGGGCCUGGGAACAGCAUCAGGACCCGGCGAUGCGACAGUCCUCCCCCUGGUCCCGGAGGAAACCCUUGUGUGGGACUUCGUUUGGAGAACAAGCCUUGCAAUUUAAGACCAUGUCUUACAGGUAAAUAUACAGAGCAAGACCAGCACAUGUAUAAAUGCGAGUAAACGAAGGCGGGAAUUAAAGUAUGUAACCAACAUCGAUUGAGGUUCCUAGGUAACUGAUCACCUAUCCCUCCCCAAAGUCAAAAUUUUACCCUAAGGGAGAAGUAAGUGUUAAUGUUAACUUAGGGGAGGGGUAGGUACUCAGUUACCCAGAACCUAAACAAGAGCCGAUUAGAUUCGGCUCCUAAAGAAACUUAUUUACGACCAAGUCUGAAAAAUGAAUGGAGGAGGAAGGAUUGACAAAACAAAGAAAGAAACAAAUUAACGGCGGACGAAAGAAUAAAUAAAGGUGACAGGAACUCGACAGGUAAUGACUUGACGCUGCAAUUAUUUGGUAAGACGACAGAGAUAAACAAGAUAAUUUUGCAAAAAAUUCAAUUGAAAUUCCAUGAUAAGGUCACAAUUUCCAUUAUUAAAAGUGUGACACCUUAUUUCGUACGCUGCUGAGUUUCUUAUUUCUGAAAAAUACGGCCGUGCCGGCACCAAACUCGUCCAAGCAGUACAAAUACAUGUAGACGUUCCUACCUUUACUCUUUUAGUUGCAGUUGUUAACGGCGGAUGGGGGAACUGGAGCGAGUGGAGUGCCUGUAGUACAUCAUGUGGGCCUGGGACUAGUAUCAGAACCCGGCGAUGUGAUAAUCCCCCUCCGAGUCCCGGAGGUAAAUCUUGUGUGGGACUUCCCGUGGAUAACAAGCCAUGUGAUCUGGGACCAUGCCCAGGAGGUGAGUGA